CAGCUUGCGUGAAGAGGAAGCUUGAGUCUGGGCUGCUGCCUUCUUGGGGCGGAAGAAGGGGCAGCUUUGGCGCUAGGAGUUGGGGCGGUGUGGGAGGCCGCGGCGCCCUUGUCAGUGUCUCCCAGCCGGGGGGCCGCGGCCGGGCACGCUCAGGUCCCCGCCUCCCCAGGCGAUGCCGGCCUCGCCCGCCAUCCACAUGCUGCAGCUUCUGCGGGAGCUGCUGGCCUUCGUGCUGCUCAGCUACACGGUCCUGGUCGGGGCGCUUCUGCUGGCCGGCUGGACCACCUACUUCCUGGUGCUGAAGUGACAGCGCAGCCCGUGUCCCGCCCCGCCCCGCCCUGUCUCAGCCGCUUCCCCAGCUAAAGAACGAACUCUCCGCCUUGUACCCGGGCCCGGACUCCUCUCGAUCCACGGCCCUGACCCGAACCCUAGGCCCAUGCGCGCGUCGCGAUGCGCGACACCGCUCCACACCCAGGUCCCGCGUGGAAGCUCCAGCGGUUGGGCGCCACCUGCGGCGGUUUUCGCCGUUACCCUGAGCCCCGCCCUCGCCCUCCCCCUCUCCCUCCCCCUCCCCCUCUGUCCAAUCCCAACUGUGUCCUCGGGCGGGGGCGUGGUCAUGAGGCCAAGUCCUCGCCGAGUGCCAGAGUUGGCGCCCCGCCAGAGCCUAGCGGAGCUGCGUCACUUCCGGCGCGUGCGCGACCGGCGGCUGCCAGCCUCGGAAUGGCCUCUCUGAGGACUUUGCUGUCGCGGAGCGUAGCCUCCCUGUUCAGGCUCAGACAGUGUGUUCCUGUCGUGGCUAACUCCAGGAAGCGCUGUUGGUCGGAACUGCUGAGACCGUGGCACAAAACUGUGGUGGCUGGAUUCGGCGUGGCCCUGUGCGCAGUUCCUAUCGUUCAGGUGAUUGCUGUCUGCGGUUUGGGCUUUCUUGGCUCGAAAUCAGAGCCUCAUUCUCUCAGUAAUGAAGCAUUAAUGAGGAGGGCUGUGUCUUUGGUAACAGAUAGCACCUCUACCUUUCUCUCUCAAACCACUUACGCACUGAUUGAUGCAAUCACCGAAUACACUAAGGCUGUUUAUACAUUAAUUUCCCUGUACCGACAAUAUACAAAUUUACUUGGGAAAAUAAAUUCACAGGAGGAAGAUGACGUGUGGCAGGUGAUCAUAGGAGCCAGAGUUGAGAUGACUUCCAAACAACAAGAGUACUUGAAGCUGGAAACCACUUGGAUGACUGCAGUUAGUCUUUCAGAAAUGGCAGCAGAAGCUGCGUACCAAACUGGAGCCGACCAGGCCUCCAUAACCGCCAGGAAUCACAUCCAGUUGGUGAAGUCACAGGUACAGGAGGUACGCCAGCUCUGCCAAAAAGCGGAGGCCAAGCUGGCUGAAGCACAGACGCAGGAGCUGCACCAGAAAGCACAGGAGGACGAGGACGAGGCGCCUGACCAGGAGCACGAGGCCUACCUUCGAGAAGAUUGAGGGCUGGAGCCCGCUGCCUUCAUGCCCAUGGUGGGGACAGGUACCGUCGCCCAGCAGGGGCACAACUGUCCACGCAGUGGAGGGGCCGAAGGUGCUGCCUGGCCGAUCAGGCCACCAACUUUGUGCAUGGUGAGCUCCAGGGCCGGUCCCUCUCCCUGCCACCUCAGCCUUCCCCGGAGCUGGGCACUGGGCCCUGUUUAAUGCCGCCCCUGUGCACGGUGUUACCUCACACCAGCCAGCUCCCCGACCUGGGCCCCCAUGGGGGCCCUCUCUUUGUCACACUCUAAUGUUCAAUAGCUGUUUGACCUGAGUUUUGGGUCUUACUCAGGUUUCCAGAUAUGACUUAGUAUUUGCUCCCUCCAUGGGGACAGAAGCCUGUCCGGCUUGCAGGGUUUUCCUGAGGCGUAUGUAUAAUGCUUGCUCCAGUCUGGAGCAGAGCUCAGGCCGAGGAGCUGAGCCUGUCAGGAAGGGAAUGAAUCAGCAUCCUUCUGGUGCUCCCGACGGGCCUUACUCUAGCACAUGCCUCACCUUUCAUUGCCUUCUUUCCUUGGAGUUUCUCUGUUGUAUCCAAAAGAGAAUUUUCUUUCAUUUGAAAAAGAA
Molecule: messenger RNA, 2070 nt
Organism: Heterocephalus glaber (naked mole-rat)
Lineage: Eukaryota; Metazoa; Chordata; Mammalia; Rodentia; Bathyergidae
Gene: Diablo
Product: diablo IAP-binding mitochondrial protein
Biological process (GO): G protein-coupled receptor signaling pathway; neuron apoptotic process; intrinsic apoptotic signaling pathway in response to oxidative stress
Cellular component (GO): mitochondrion; membrane
Molecular function (GO): histamine receptor activity
Source: RefSeq, a predicted model, not a curated record